Ostertagia ostertagi is the source of this 1083-nucleotide messenger RNA. The record is from the annotation of a GenBank genome assembly. Lineage: Eukaryota; Metazoa; Nematoda; Chromadorea; Rhabditida; Trichostrongylidae.
GUUCGUCCGUCAUUCGACGAGUCGUUCCAGUUCCAAGUAUCCGUACCAGAAUUGGCGCUAGUGCGAUUUUUGGUGCUCGACGACGACUUUAUUGGUGACGACUUCAUUGGACAAUACACGAUCCCUUUCGAAUGCCUGCAACCAGGAUUUCGCCAUGUUCCGCUUUUGAAUAACGAAGGCGACCCGCUCCCGAACGCUACGCUUUUCGUGCACAUCGCGGUCACCAACAAACGUGGAGGAGGGAAAGCCAAGAAACGGGGCAUGUCAGUCAAGCGUAAGUCUAGUCGAGUGAACACCGGCAUGAAGCUCGUCGGAAUCAAGACCGUCGAUGACCAGUUCAAAACGGCCGUCGCCCCACUUUGCGAGUCAAUCGCCAUGCGUAAUAAGCUCGAAGCAGCUCUGGUGGGUGGAACAGUAAAACUGCCAUUAAAAUCCUCUUUCAUCUACCUCCUGCUACUUGGAAAAAUUCAGAUUGACUGGCAAGAAGAAUGCGGCCUGGGCCCUGCUGGUACUAUUCGACAAGGAAUCCGUCUCAUACAUUCACGAAUGAUGACACUGGCUGUGAAUUCCACUCCUCCAUCAUCACCGUCAGCCGGUUCGGAGACCAGUCGCAGUCAAGACGUUGUGCCGUCGUUCAUGAUCGAAAGCGACGACAAAAACUUCCCUGUGAUCAUCGUGACUGGGCAGAUCCCUGACCAACUACAGCGAACCUUCCAAAAGUUGAAGACGUUGAUCUCGCACUGCGUCGCCACACUUGGUCACGCUGACACCCUUCUGACUAAGAUUGAGGAGUCAAUCAAACACAUAUCGGAGAGCCAUGAUGAACUUGCUCAUCUGUGCCUGGAAAGUGGCCUCAAGGGCCAGAAGGCCACAAGAGCUGCCGAGAAUUUCACAUGGAAUCUGAGGCUUCUCAAAGCCCAACUGAGUCUGGUCAGUAAGAGCCAGGAUGAGGCUCAGGACAUCAUCACGCAGGUUUUCGACACCGGUGGCGUUUUGGGCAUACUGUCGUCGAAAAUGAUGGGCCGUAGUGGUCGACGAUUCUCACGUGUCAUCCACGAUCCCAUAAGAGACUCGACUCUCUGA